GAUUAUUACAGAUCGCACACUUUUCACGUUGCAAUUGUGAAUAUUUUAGAAUUGCAAUUGUUAUCAGAAGUAUUAAAAGUCAACCUUGUUUUCGUGUACUGCUUAAAAGUGUUUGAAAAAUAUUAUUAGUUAUUUUUCUCUUUGCUGAAAUCACGUGUAUCGAUCAGAUACGAAUCUAGAUUCUUGGUUUUUAUAUUGUGUAUUUUGAAAAUGGCAGUGUCUCAAAGGAAUUUCAUAAAGUUAUUAAAAUUGACUAAUCUCAGACAGUCAAGUACAGCAGCUCAGGCAAUGCCAGUACAUGAAGACAUUCAUCAAUCUUUUCGAACAAGAGAAGACAAUCCAGAGUAUCAUGGAAUGCAACAUAUUAAUAGGAUCUACACAAUACCAAACAACGAUUUGAAAAUGAUUACAUGUCAAGGGUUAAUUACCAUGUAUAUGAAACAAUUCAAAACUUUUGCAGAAGCUUCUAUUCUUGUACGAAAACCUGCAGUUGAAAUUAUAAGUUAUCUCAAUCAAGCAGAUUAUUCAAAACCAGUCAACAAAUAUGUUCUUUAUGGAGAGGAUGGAACUGGUAAAACUUCUACUAUGCUCCAUACAUUACAUUAUGCAUAUACUAAAGGACAAAUUAUUGUUCAUGUACCUUGGAUCCGCAGUUGGUUUGAUGGUCCAAAAGAGACAGCUAAUUCAAUAACAAAAACUAAUAAGAUUGAUUUACCUCUUCAUGCAGCUGCAUGGCUAAGAAAUUUUAAAACUCAAAAUCAACAUAUUUUAAAUAAAGCUGAUAUCAAAUUAUCUGCUACACAUGAAUGGAGUGCUACUGAAAAUUCUGCAAAAGAUUCAUCAUUGAUGGACAUGAUAGACUUUGGAAUAAGCAGGAUCAAAUUUGCCUCAAAUGUUAUAAUCAAGCUAAUGUCAGAAUUAAAGCAAGCUUCAACAUUAGGAAAAUGUAAAGUGUUAGUUGCUAUUGAUGGAUAUAAUGCUUUAUUUUCUCAACAAACUAAUAUAUUUAAUGACAAUAAACAAAUGGUUCCUGCCUCUCAAGUAUCUUUGACUGAAGCUUUUUUGGAUAUCACCAAGUCAGAUUGGUGCAAUGGGCAAGUCAUUGUGACAGUUGAUAAAAUGGCAACUCAAGAAAAUGCAGAGUCUCACUUUCCAAGAUACUUACUCACCAAUGAAGGAUUUGAUCAUCUAGAUCCAUUUUUACCUAUAAGUGUAGAAAAUUACACUGAAGAUGAAUUCAAUACAGUUAUAGAAUAUUAUAAAAACCGCAAGUGGAUUCGAAACCUUUCUUCAGAUGGUCAAAAAGAAUUGCAGUUGUUAUCCGGUGGCAAUCCUUACAAAUUGAUGGAAUAUUGCAAACAUUUGUAAUCUUUUGCAAUGGUAAUCAGGCUGCACGUUAAUAGAGCAUUUGUAAAUAUUUGCACUAGCUAAUAAAAUUUUACAAAAUUAUUUCUAAAAA
Trichogramma pretiosum is the source of this 1459-nucleotide messenger RNA. It is a transcript of the gene mRpS29, whose product is annotated as 28S ribosomal protein S29, mitochondrial. NCBI's taxonomy places the organism in Eukaryota, Metazoa, Arthropoda, Insecta, Hymenoptera, Trichogrammatidae. Gene Ontology annotation, cellular component: mitochondrial ribosome; mitochondrial small ribosomal subunit. Gene Ontology annotation, molecular function: structural constituent of ribosome. Gene Ontology annotation, biological process: apoptotic process. The coding region runs from base 211 to 1368 and encodes 385 amino acids. The record is from RefSeq and is a predicted model, not a curated record. The transcript has 6 exons.